AUGUUUGACCGACUUCAAAAAGACAAGGUGCUAUUCGAGUACUACCUCAGCAGACCAAAGAUGCAUAGACCAGUCAACCCACGUGUCAGGAGACGUCUGUUUGAAGCAGAUGAAAUAACUGAUAAAGCGAAGAUCGAUAAUGUUGCAAACAUUAUCAAAGAAUCUCUCGAUAGAGAUAAAAUCGAAAAAUCUCAAAAAUGGAACUUUGAUUUUGAGAAUGAAGUACCUUUAGAAGGACCAUAUGAAUGGUACAAGAAGGACGGUAAUGAUUGGAUUGGCAUGAAGACGGAGAAAGAAAAAGAAGAAUUCUCCAUGAAGAAGAUUAACGAAGCUACCCCGAAAACUAAUACAGAAGUAAAAUUAAAUUUGAAGAAGCGGAGAAGAAAUACUGAAAAGAUAAAUAAUAUUCCAAAUAGAGAAGUAAGACGUAGAAUUAGUUUUCAA
Molecule: messenger RNA, 444 nt
Organism: Brenthis ino (lesser marbled fritillary)
Lineage: Eukaryota; Metazoa; Arthropoda; Insecta; Lepidoptera; Nymphalidae
Source: the annotation of a GenBank genome assembly